Molecule: messenger RNA, 960 nt
Organism: Hirsutella rhossiliensis
Lineage: Eukaryota; Fungi; Ascomycota; Sordariomycetes; Hypocreales; Ophiocordycipitaceae
Product: short chain dehydrogenase domain-containing protein
Exons: 3
Coding region: 1-960 (319 amino acids)
Biological process (GO): sphingolipid biosynthetic process
Cellular component (GO): endoplasmic reticulum membrane
Molecular function (GO): 3-dehydrosphinganine reductase activity
Source: RefSeq, a predicted model, not a curated record
AUGCGCAUCUACGGCGGCAACAAGAUGCCCGUUGAGGGCAAGACCGUUCUCCUCACGGGCGCAUCCGAGGGCAUGGGCUUGUCCGCCGCGCAAAAGCUCGCGGCCCGGGGCGCAAACAUCAUUCUAGUCUCCCGCAGCGUCGACAAGCUCAAAGAAGCCCUCGCGAGCGUCCAGGCUGCUGCUAAGAACCCGAGCACGCAGCGCUUCCACUACAUCUCCGCCGACGUCUCCGCGCCCUCGUACGCCCAACCGCUCAUUGAAGAAGCUACGCGAUGGAACAAUGGCAAGUCCCCGGACAUCGUUUGGUGCGUGGCGGGCAUGUCGGUGCCUGAGCUGUUCGUCGACAUGGACAUGGAGUCGAUGCGUCGGCAAAUGGACGUCAACUUCUAUGGCACGGCCGACAUGUCCCAUGCAAUCCUCCGCGAGUGGCUUGCCGCCGACGCCCCCGUCGAAAAGGAGCCCAAGCACCUCAUCAUGACCACGAGCGUUGUCGCCCUCUUCACCAUCCCAGGAUACGCCCCCUACGCCCCGUCAAAGUGGGCACUCCGCGGUCUCGCCGAUACAAUCUCCCAAGAAGUCAUGAUGUAUCCGCAAAACGUCAAGGUUCAUGUCGUCUACCCGGGCACCAUCCUCUCCCCCGGGUUUGAGCGCGAGAACCGCAGCAAACCGGCCAUCACCAAGCUCCUCGAAGCAUCGGACCCCAAGGAGACCCCGGAUCAUGUCGCCGACAGCGCCAUCCGUGGGCUGGAAAACGGUGACUACUUCGUCACAGUCAACUUCUUGGGACAUCUGAUGAGGUGGGGCGUGCUCGGGGGCUCCUUUCGAAAUAAUUGGGUUGUCGACACGCUCGGCGCCUGGCUCGCGUCCAUCUUGUGGUUUUUUGUCCAGAUGGAUUUGCAUGGCAAGAUCAGGAGCUACGGCAAGAAGCAUGGCCACCCUAGCACUUACGAGAAGCACUGA